Molecule: messenger RNA, 1158 nt
Organism: Alternaria arborescens
Lineage: Eukaryota; Fungi; Ascomycota; Dothideomycetes; Pleosporales; Pleosporaceae
Exons: 4
Coding region: 1-1158 (385 amino acids)
Biological process (GO): transmembrane transport
Cellular component (GO): membrane
Molecular function (GO): transmembrane transporter activity
Source: RefSeq, a predicted model, not a curated record
AUGGAAGAACCUAAAGAAUUUGGCACUGAAAGUAUCGAGAAGGCCAUUGUGCUUGAGGAAACGAUCGAUGUCGCCCUGGAUAGGCGUGUAAAUCGUAAAUUCGAUACCCAUAUCUUACCUUGGUUAUUCGGAAUUUGGCUCUUCUCAUUCAUAGACCGCAGCAAUAUCGGUAACGCUCGUAUAGCAGGCCUGUCAGACGAGCUAUCUAUCACAACCGGCACGCGGUUCAACAUUGCGCUUCUAGUCUUCUACAUCCCGUAUAUCCUCGUUGAUGUACCUUCGAACCUUCUUGUCAAGCGCCUACGUGCCGGCAUAUACUUACCGGCUCUUAUAACUGCAUGGGGUUUAGUGUGCACAUUCAUGGGCUUCGUCCAGUCUUUCGCCGGGCUGGUCGCAUGUAGGCUGUUGCUAGGACUAUGUGAGGGUGGUAUCCUUGGUGGCGUGAUAAUCUAUCUUGCCAUGUUCUAUAGGAGAGGAGAGAUGUUGUUGAGAAGCGGGUUGUUCUACUGCGCUGCGCCUCUAUCUGGGGCCUUUGGUGGACUGUUAGCUUCAGGAUUGGCUACUAUUGAAGUUGGGCAGUAUCGGAGGUGGCCCUGGAUUUUCUUUGUCGAGGGCGCAAUAACUGUUGUCUUCGGCAUCAUCUGCUUUUUCUUCAUGCCCGACACGCCUGCGGCAGCAGGUUUCUUGAGCGACGAAGAGAAAGAAUGGGCAUUACGCCGCAUGAGACUUGACGCGGGAGGGUCUACUGAAGUCGAUGUGGAAGAUGAGAAGUUUAGCUGGUAUUGGGUAAGGAUGGCACUGAAAGCCCCGCAGACCUAUCUUUCUGCUUUCAUCUGGUUCUUCUUAUUGGUACCGCUAUACAGUUUUUCAUUGUUCCUACCUAGCAUCAUCGCAGGAAUGGGCUAUCGAAGCACUACUGCGCAGCUUUUCACGGUGCCCCCCAAUAUGGCUGCCUUCAUCACCGUCAUCGGCACGGCGUAUGCCUCGGACAAACUAAAGAACCGGGGCUACUUCAUCAUCGGAGGAUGCGUUUUGGGAAUAUGCGGUUACGUGAUGUUGAUAGUAGCAACGACCAAUGCCGUACGAUAUGCCGGCACGUUCCUAGUUGCCAUCGGUGUCUUCCAAGGCUCACCCAUGCUCAUGGUAAGCUUGAUCUGA